Messenger RNA from Mobula hypostoma (lesser devil ray), 2629 nucleotides. RefSeq names its product syntaxin-3-like. Gene Ontology annotation, molecular function: SNARE binding; SNAP receptor activity. Gene Ontology annotation, biological process: intracellular protein transport; exocytosis; synaptic vesicle fusion to presynaptic active zone membrane. The transcript has a single exon. The record is from RefSeq and is a predicted model, not a curated record. Gene Ontology annotation, cellular component: presynaptic active zone membrane; endomembrane system; synaptic vesicle. Bases 1 to 879 code for a protein of 292 amino acids. NCBI's taxonomy places the organism in Eukaryota, Metazoa, Chordata, Chondrichthyes, Myliobatiformes, Myliobatidae.
AUGAAGGACAGAUUGGACGAGUUAAAGGAAGCGGCAGAGGACAACUUCACGGAGAGUAUAGAUGGAAUCGACAACUCAGUGUUUGCGGGGACAGAAUGCAACAGGCUGGAUGGUUUCUUUGAAGAUAUUUCAGCCAGUUCCUCAAACCUCAACAAAUUGGAAGAUUUAGUUCGUGCUAUUCAAAAGAAGCAAGAAGAGGUGUUAUGUGGAACUGCACAUGAGAAUAUCUACAACAAAAAGAAAACUCUAAAAGAUGCUAAAUGCCAGUUCACCAAUGAGGCCAAGGUCAUUCAGUCGCAGCUGGAUAACAUGAAGGAUGUAGUUUUUCGGAAAAGGCAAGAGGUGCCUUACUCGGUUGAGUACAGGAUUCGCCAGCAUCAGUAUAACGCGCUGGUAACUCGCUAUCAGCAGAUCCUAACUUCGCACUACACAAAAGAGACCGAAUACGUCGGCAAGUUGAAACAGCAAAUUGUUCGGCAGACUCAGCUGGCUGGUGUGAAACUGCAGGAUGAAGACGUUGAUAGUUUUGUGGAGAACCUUUCUGCUCCACGAAUUGUUGGCCAGGAUCUGGAAAUCCUCAAAGCCAGGGAGCACUUAGCUCAAGCCCAGGAGCGCCACAAACAGCUAUUGGACCUUGAGUCGCAGAUUGCUGAACUUCACGAACUCUUCCUCCAGUUUGAGGUAUUGAUAACUGAGCAACAGGAGAUUGUAAACAGCAUUGAAUACAAUGUACACCACACUAUUGACUAUAUUGCACAGUCCUCAGACCAUGUUAAAACAGCGAUAAAGUAUCAGAAGAAAUCUCGGGUCACUGCUGCUGCGGCGGCUGUACUGGGGCUGUGUGUUUGCGUUCCAUGUAUCGCGAGGAUGUCUUCUUAAAAGCAACAGCACUGCCUGUGGUUUUCCUAAGGACCCAGCAAGUCCUGAGGAGGGAACUCACUAUUGCAUUCUAUUUCUGCUGCUGGAUAGGAAUGUGGACACCUGUGAUUGCGUGUUCGGGAGGUGUGCGUCAGAGGCUAAUCUUUCACACUGUGACCCUGGGGAAUUUCCAGUGUUUACAAGGGUGCGCUGACGUUAACCAAGGGAUUUGUAUUAAUCGCAGAAUUAUACACGAAGUAAGUGAGAAUAUUGUCUACUCUCAUCAAUUUUUUAAAAAUUCUCUCACUCAGGCACCCAUUUUUUGCGUGAAUUAUUGCAUUCAGUUGAGUAUCUCAGAAAAAUGAGAGGAGAACAGUGAAAAGUUUUCUGGUGUAAAUGGAAACUUUGUGAGUGGUGUAAACAGACACGUUAAUUAUAAAGUGUUUCUGAUAAAUUAGGCCAGUGAGGACAAAUCAAAGUAUUUUAAUGCAGGUGCGUGUGAGUUAACCCUGCUUUAGCCCGUAGGAUAAUAAACUGCACUUCCUGUCCUUCCCGGAAAAGUUUUUCCAGAACAACACAUUUUACCACAAAUUUGUCGGGUCGUGGUUAGCAUGGAAAAUCCUGCAGACAUUGCAGAAGACUGUUCAGACUCUCUGGCAGAAUGCCUCAUCGCCAGACCUCACCGACAGGAACCAAGACGAUUCCUGGCUGGUGAUGAGAGGAGCCCUCCCAGUGUCAGAUCUUACCUGCAUGACUGGAGCAUCACUCGCACCACGGGAUGACUGCAGUGGGGAAGAGCCCUCAGCUCACCUCCGCAGACUGUGGAUUUGUGAAGGAGGUGUGGAGAAAGAGGCCUAUGCCGUGAUUCAUCCAGAGCAGCAGCUUGACAAAGGGCUCUCUGAUCUACCAGCUGUUCCCACGGACAUACUUGGAGGGCAACAUCAGGUGUUGCGGCAGGUUAUCCACUCAGUGAAAGUUGCCCGUUGGUCCACCCAAAUAUUAUUGGUCUGCCAGCACAUUGAGAUGUCCGGGGAGGAAUGCUACCAACUAGUACAUUCCAACAGUUCCAGCAUUCCAGGCUGCGGGGAACGGGUUGCGGGGCACACCGGAGCUCGGUGCAGCCACUGCUAUGGCUCGGUGGGGAAGGUCCACGGUAUAGGGUUCUUCUGCUAUUGGAGAGGGAGGGGCCAGAAUGGGUGAAGAAGCCCCUCAGUUAUUGUAGUAGUUAGCACCCCAGGGGGCCGCAUGACUGGCAGCAGGGCAUUUGAUGUGCGGGAAUGCAAUAGAACAGUACUGAACGCACUGACUUUGAAUGUAAUGAAUGAAAAGGCUUUGUAAGUGUUUUGUUUAUUAUGAAUAAAGUUUAUUUUAAUAUUUAAAAAGGAAUAAUAAGAACAUUGUGAAAUAUUUGGGUUGAAGGAUAUCUAAGACUUGGUGUGUGGUUGUUACAGUUCUAUUCCCUAGAUUUUAGAAGAUUAAAGGGAGUCCUGACUGAACUUCUAAGUUACUUUACAGUUGGAUUUAAGGGGACGGUAAGAUGAACAAAAUUAUUUCCAAACAAGUUUGGGAAACCUUCACCAAACAGUUUCAAUUGUCUUAAUGGCAGGUCACCAAGAUUAUUUUAAAAUCAAGAUUGAUGGAUUCUGUAUUAAGGAAUGCCCGGAAAAGAUGGGAGUGGAAGUACAUUGUAGAAUAAGCAUGUUCUCAAGACAUGCUCAACAACCUACUCUAGUUCCUGUGAGUUUCCUGGAAAAGCUGGACAUACAAUUAA